Messenger RNA from Sphenostylis stenocarpa, 1488 nucleotides. Lineage: Eukaryota; Viridiplantae; Streptophyta; Magnoliopsida; Fabales; Fabaceae. The record is from the annotation of a GenBank genome assembly.
AUGACUGGUAGGGGCACCGACCCCAAAAGGGGUCGUCUUUGGCCACAGAUGACCAUGGCAUUGGCCAUUGCUUUGAUUUCUACUAGUGUGGUUUCUGUUAAUGCUGACAGUUACCCUUACUAUUCAACACCACCACCACCAUCCCCUUCAUCAUCACCACCUCCACCAUCUUAUGAGCACAAGACUCCACCUUCUGAAUACAAGUCAUCACCUCCACCUUCACCAUCACCUCCACUUCCUUACGUGUACAAGUCUCCCCCACAUCCACCAUAUGAGCACAAGGCUCCACCUUAUGUCUACAAUUCACCACCUCCUCCAUCACCCUCACCACCACCUCCUUAUGUGUAUAAGUCACCACCUCCUCCUUCCCCAUCACCCCCACCUCCCUACUAUUACAAGUCACCUCCACCACCCUCCCCCUCAUCUCCUCCUCCAUACUAUUACAAGUCUCCUCCACCACUCUCCCCUUCACCACCUCCUCCAUACUAUUACAAAUCUCCCCCACCACCCUCCCCCUCACCACCUCCUCCAUACUAUUACAAAUCUCCUCCACCACCAUAUGAGCACAAGGAUCCACCGUACUAUUACAAGUCACCACCUCCUCCUUCCCCAUCUCCUCCACCUCCCUACUAUUACAAGUCUCCUCCACCGCCCUCUCCCUCACCUCCUCCUCCCUACUAUUACAAGUCUCCUCCACCACCUUCUCCUUCACCUCCACCCCCAUACUAUUACAACUCCCCACCACCACCUUCGCCAUCUCCUCCUCCACCCUACUAUUACAAGUCUCCACCUCCACCUGAGAAGUCUCCAGCUCCAGCUCCCUAUUUCUACAAAUCUCCUCCACCACCAUCCCCAACUCCUUAUUACUACAAGUCACCUCCUCCACCACCCUACGAGUACAAAUCUCCUCCGCCUCCAUCUCCAAUACCUCAUCCACCUUACUACUACAAGUCUCCUCCUCCCCCUUCACCAACUCCUUACUACUACAGUUCUCCACCCCCACCUCCAUACUAUUAUAACUCUCCUCCUCCACCAGUUGUGUAUCCCCCACACCCUUACCCACAUCAUUACCCCCACUCAUUGAUUGUGAAGGUGGUAGGUACAGUUUACAGCUACAAGUGCUAUGACUGGAAGCAUACCGAGAAGUCUCAUAACAAGGAACACCUCAAAGGUGCCGUUGUGGAGGUCCAAUGCAAAGCAGGGUGGAAAGUGAUCAAGGCUUACGGUGAAACUAAGAGCAAUGGAAAGUACAGUAUCACAGUUAAGGAUUUCGACUAUGUCAAGUAUGGACCCACAGCGUGUAAGGCCAAGCUUUAUGCUCCACCUAAAGACUCGCCUUUCAACAUACCUACUGAAUUGAACGAAGGAACCAACUUGAAGGUGAAAUCUAAGGACAAGUACGAAGUGGUGCUUAAGGCUGAGCCAUUUGCUUAUGCUUCAAAGAAGUAUUUUAAAGACUUCACCACCUCCACCUCCACCGUCACCUAA